Nipponia nippon (crested ibis) is the source of this 2397-nucleotide messenger RNA. Lineage: Eukaryota; Metazoa; Chordata; Aves; Pelecaniformes; Threskiornithidae. The record is from RefSeq and is a predicted model, not a curated record.
AUGAGCGCAGACCUGGCUGUGGUGCCCAACUCAGCUGAGCGGGUGGUGCAGCGGUUCGAGGUGCCCGGCGUGUCCAACUACACGGCCCUGCUGCUGAGCCCGGAUGGCGGCACCCUCUACCUGGGGGCACGUGAGCUGCUCCUCGCCGUCAACACCAGCCACCUCCAGCCCGGGGCGCCGACUCGCAGGCUGCCGUGGAGCGCGGAUGAGGAGAAGAAGAGGCAGUGCGUGUUCAAGGGCAAGGACCCCCAGAGGGACUGUCACAACUACAUCAAGAUCCUGCUGCAGCUGAACAGCACCCACCUCUACACCUGCGGGACCUGCGCCUUCAGCCCGGCCUGCGCCUACAUUAACGUGCAGCGCUUCAGCCUGGAGCGGGAGAAGUCGGGGAAGGUGCUGCUGGAGGACGGGAAGGGACGCUGCCCUUUCGACCCCGAGUACCGGUCCACGGCCGUCAUGGUCGACGGCGAGCUCUAUGCCGGGACUGUCAGCAACUUCCAGGGCAAUGAGCCGACCAUCUACCGCAGCCAGGAGAGCCGCAUCGCCCUCAAGACGGAGAACUCCCUCAACUGGCUGCAAGACCCGGUCUUCGUGGGCUCAGCCUACCUGCUGGAGAGCCUGCCCGCCGGCAACCCCGAGGGCGACGACGACAAGGUCUACUUCUUCUUCAGCGAGACCGGCAAGGAGUUCGACUACUUUGAGAACACCAUCGUCUCCCGCAUCGCGCGCGUGUGCAAGGGGGACCAGGGCGGGGAGCGCGUGCUGCAGCGGCGAUGGACAACCUUCCUGAAGGCGCAGCUGCUCUGCUCGCACCCCGAGGACGGCUUCCCCUUCAACGUGCUGCAGGACGUCUUCGUGCUCACCCCGGGGGAGCUGCGCUGGAGGGAGACCCUGCCAUGGCCUUGCUUCUCCCCUGCCAGGAACAAGGGCGGCCUGGGCAGCUCGGCCGUGUGCGCCUUCCCCAUGCGCAGCGUGCAGCGAGCCUUCAGUGGGCUCUACAAGGAGGUGAACCGUGAGACGCAGCAGUGGUACACGGACACCGGCCCUGUGCCGGAGCCCCGGCCGGGCACGUGCAUCACCAGCCACACGCGGCACCUGAAGAUCAACUCGUCCCUCCAGAUGCCAGACCGGGUGCUGAACUUCAUCAAGGACCACUUCCUGAUGGACAGCCCCGUGCGCAGCCAGCCGCUGCUGCUGCAGAGCCGCGUGCGCUACCAGCAGAUCGGCGUCCACCGUGCGCAGGGCCUCCACGGCACCUAUGACGUCCUCUUCCUGGGCACAGACGACGGCCGGUUGCACAAGGCUGUGCACGUGAACCACGGGGUGCACAUCAUCGAGGAGAUCCGCCUCUUCCCCGCCGGCCAGCCCGUUCUCCAGCUGCUGCUGGACCAGGAGCAGGCAGGAGCUGGGCACGGGCGUGGGGGGCUGCUGUGGGCUCAGCCUGCGUGGGGCAGCUUGUACCGCAGCUGCGGCGAGUGCGUGCUGGCACGGGACCCCUUCUGCGCGUGGAGCCGGGCCCCCUGCCGCAGGACCACCCUGCACCCCCCCGCACACCCCCAGCUCUGGGCCCAGGACAUCGAGGAUGCUAACACGGAGCGGCUCUGCCAGCUGGCCAACGCCUCCCAGCCUCGUCCCCGCGUCCUCCUGCCCCCAGCCUCGGGCGCCCCGUGCCAGCGGAUCCAGCUGCCACCCAACGCGGUGCGGCCGCUGCCAUGCCAGCUGCUCUCCAACCUGGCCUCGCGGCGCUGGCUGCACGACGGGGCGCCCGUCAACGCCUCCUACCUGGUGCUGCCCGACGGGGCCCUCAUCCUGGUGGGCAGCCCCGAGCGGGCAGGCACCUACGAGUGCUGGUCGUUGGAGGAGGGCUUCCACAAGCUGAUGGCCAGCUACUGUGUGAGCGUGCAGGAGCCAGCCCGUGGGCUGCCAGACCCCGAGACCGUCAGCACGUCCCGGAGCACCUCAGUGGUGGGUAGCGCCGCAGCCCAGCUGGACGGCAAGACCUACUGGACCGAGUUCCUGGUGAUGUGCGUGCUCUUCGCCACCGCUGUCCUUGUGCUGGCCCUCUUUCUCCUGCACCGGCACCGUGAUGGCAUGAAAGCCUUGCUGGAGCCCAGCGAUCCUGGCCGGCACCAGAAGCCACCCCGCAAGCCGGUGGAGAGCCUGCCCCUGAACGGCAGCAGCCUGCCCAGCGCAGUGCCCGAGCACAAGGGCUACCAGGCCCUGCAGGACAACUACAUCGUCAGCACCCCCAUGCACGAGCCCCCAGGCCCCCCACGCGCCUUCUCCGAAUCGGAGAAGAGGCCCCUCCAUGUCCGGGACAGCUUCGUGGAGGUGUCUCCUGCCUGCCAAAGACCCCGGGUGCGCCUGGGCUCCGAGAUCCAGGACUCGGUGGUGUGA